Molecule: messenger RNA, 585 nt
Organism: Ctenopharyngodon idella (grass carp)
Lineage: Eukaryota; Metazoa; Chordata; Actinopteri; Cypriniformes; Xenocyprididae
Product: putative olfactory receptor 13C6
Exons: 2
Coding region: 1-585 (194 amino acids)
Biological process (GO): G protein-coupled receptor signaling pathway
Cellular component (GO): membrane
Molecular function (GO): G protein-coupled receptor activity
Source: RefSeq, a predicted model, not a curated record
AUGUACCCGAAUGGAUCUGUCCUUUCAGUGGUCUUGACUUUGCACUCUUUGGAACUCUCUCAGACGAGCAUUUAUCCUGCAUUUAUAUUUGGAACAGUGGCAUAUUUGAUCAUCUUACUCUGCAAUUUAACAAUUGUUCUCACCAUUUGUGAAAACAGGAAUCUUCAUAAACCAAUGUUCAUACUGUUACUUAACCUGCCUAUCAGUGAUGCAAUGGGUGCUACAAGCCUUUUUCCUCAGCUGCUGUAUAGUAUAUGGUCUCAGGACAGAUCAAUAUCCUACCCUGCAUGUUUGCUUCAAGGCUUUAUUGUACACUUGUAUGGUGGUGCCUCUCACGUAAUUCUUACUGCUAUGGCAUUUGACAGGUAUAUCGCUAUCUGCUUCCCAUUGAGAUAUGGAGCCAUUAUGACUUCCAAUAAACUAGUGAGUAUCAUAAGUGUGAUGUGGCUCCUUAAUUUUAUUAUUAUAUUUGUACUUUUCUGUCUUCUAAUGCCUUACAAGAUUUGCCAGGUAUACAUGGCAGAUCUUGUCUGUUAUAACCCAUUUUUAAUGAAAAUCAUGUCAAUCUUCAUGCUUUUCCAGUGA